Molecule: messenger RNA, 706 nt
Organism: Symbiodinium sp. CCMP2456
Lineage: Eukaryota; Dinophyceae; Suessiales; Symbiodiniaceae
Source: the annotation of a GenBank genome assembly
AUGAGACGAAGUGCCCUAGGUCAAGCUGGGGCUCUCGCCUUCGUGCUGAGCGCCGGCUAUGUAUGUCUUGAUGGCCUAAGCUUCGUCGGUGCUGGUCUCACUGGCAGCCGAUCCUUGUCCAGCGAGAUGAAGGGCUACAGGCUGGACAGGAUGCUUGAAGCCACGGAUGGCGACCGAUCUUUGCAGACCUCGGAAGGCUUCUGGAUCGGAGAGAAAGGCUUCGAGAAAUCGCAGUGGGCACAAGGCUACCGAUACCGCAUGCGGGCCUCGCCGGAGGAGUUCAAGAACGGCAUCGACUGUCCGGCUCCACUCCAGAUUGGCCCCAUCAAGUGGAAGGUGGGCGAGUGCUUCGGUGGAAGCGGCAACAACGACAAGCUGCGCCAGCUGAAGAAGGAGCUGGCUCAGGCUGGCCUCGACGACCCCAAGAAGCUCGCAGAGAACGAGUACUGGCUCAAGCGCUAUGGCCGCAAGCGCUGGUACCCCAAGUACAUCAACCAGUCCGGUGCCAAGAAUCAGCAGGGCCUCCUUCGCGGCUUGGCGGCCUGGUCUGGCUACGACCCCCUCAAUGAGGAGCGUGGCAAGACUUGGAUCGAGGCGGAUUAUGGCAAGCCUCUCGUGGAGGGCAAGAAGGAUUAUCGGCUGCCAGGCCUCCUCACCAAGGAGCAAAUGCAGAUUGAGCUUGACAGCGGCAAGCUGCCCAAGCCUG